Lachancea nothofagi CBS 11611 is the source of this 1425-nucleotide messenger RNA. The record is from the annotation of a GenBank genome assembly. NCBI's taxonomy places the organism in Eukaryota, Fungi, Ascomycota, Saccharomycetes, Saccharomycetales, Saccharomycetaceae.
AUGGGGAGAGUCGCGAGCAGCAAAGCCAGGAAACAAAGACAUGAUCCGCUGUUAAAGGAUCUAGACUCGGCUCAUGGAAAUUUAAGAAAAGCUUCGAAAAAGAGUGAUGGUAGACAAGAUGGUGAUGAGAUCCAAGAUGAGGACUACGUGGACGCGGCGGCCUCAAGAAAAAUUUUGACAUUGGCUAAGGAGCAGCAACAGGAAAUCGAAGAAGAGGAUGAUAAGCUCAAGGUGGAACAAACGGACCCUUUUGCUAGGUUUCGCAUCGGAAGACAAAGCCAAAAUGAUGAUGACGAUGAGGAAGACGAUGAAGCCUUGGCUGAGGACAUAUCAGAUUUCGAACCUUACGACGAAAAUGAUGACCAGGGAGAAGAAGAGGAAGUAGUGGAGAUCGACGAGGAAGAUGCCGCGAUGUUCGAACAAUAUUUCAAAAAAUCAACUGACUUUAAUUCGGACUUCCAGAGCUACAAUCUGGCAGAUAAGAUCAUGGCGUCUAUCCGUGAAAAAGAAUCGCAGCUAGAUGCAGGCAAACCUGAUGGUAACAUGGAUGGUUCUGCCAACGCUGAUGCUCCAGAUGAAGGUGUCGCGCUUCCAUCAAAAGUCAUCAGAGCUUACACUACCGUUGGAUCAAUCCUUAAAACAUGGACCCACGGGAAACUUCCCAAGCUUUUCAAAGUGAUUCCUUCUUUAAACAACUGGCAAGACGUCUUGUACGUGACAAAUCCAACAGAAUGGUCCCCUCAACUUGUUUAUGAGGCCACGAAGCUUUUUGUUUCUAACUUGUCCGCGAGGGAGGCUCAAAAAUUCAUUAAUAUAGUUCUUUUGGAUCGUUUUCGCGAUAACAUUGAGAAUAACGAAGAUCACUCGUUGAAUUACCACAUUUACAGAGCAUUAAAGAAAUCUCUCUAUAAACCAAGUGCCUUUUUUAAGGGUUUUCUAUUUCCAUUAGUAGAGACCGGCUGCAAUAUUCGUGAGGCAACUAUUGGUGGAAGUGUGUUGGCAAAGAUUUCCAUUCCUGCUCUGCACUCAUCAGCUGCGCUGAGUUAUCUACUAAGAUUACCGUUCUCGCCUGCCACCACUGUGUUUAUUAAGAUUUUAUUGGAAAAGAAGUACGCGCUUCCUUAUCAAACUGUUGACGACUGCGUUUAUUAUUUCAUGAGAUUCAGAAUAUUAGAUGACAGAAGCAAUGGCGAUGACGGCGAGAGAACUUUGCCCGUUGUUUGGCACAAAGCGUUCCUAUCUUUUGCUCAACGGUACAAGAAUGAUAUCACCCAAGAUCAAAGAGACUUUUUGUUAGAAACGGUUCGUCAAAGAGGUCACAAAUCUAUUGGUCCCGAAAUUAGACGUGAACUGCUCGCAGGUGAAAGUAGAGAGUUUGUAAACAACCUUGAGAACAAGGAUGACUUAAUGCUAGAUGUGCAGUAG